Messenger RNA from Zophobas morio, 1311 nucleotides. RefSeq lists its product as uncharacterized. The record is from RefSeq and is a predicted model, not a curated record. The coding region runs from base 133 to 1311 and encodes 392 amino acids. Lineage: Eukaryota; Metazoa; Arthropoda; Insecta; Coleoptera; Tenebrionidae. The transcript is spliced from 5 exons.
AUGCUUACUCCCGUGACAUCUCUUAGGUCACAUUUUGAGAGUCUUGGACUUGAAUUUUGACAAUAUUGACAGUACCUCGUGCUAGAACGGUGUCAAAAUUUUCGGUAAGAUGAAGGAAUCAAGUUAGAUGAAAUGGUAUAUUCUAAAGUCGAUCUUCUUUUGGCUACUAGUUUCCUGCAUUCGGCAUGCACAGGCGUUCUGCUUCCGAAUUUGCCUCGUCACACUAUAACGAAAGGAGGGAACCAACUCAUUGUUGGUUUUAUGCAAUCCACGGUCUACGUCUGCCAAAAUCUCUCCAAUGAUGUUCUGACACUAGUACCCGGAGGAAAAUUACAAGCGCUGACGAUUUCCAUAUACUGUUCAUUCCUCUGCGCUCUUAUUCUCGUUUUUGACAACACGUUAAAAGUGUGUGUUGUCGUCAGGUGUCUCUACGCACUCACUGCAAACGUUGUAAAUCUUUCCAAAGACCUCAUCCAACGUACCCAACCCCAAAACCAACACAUCAAAAUUUUCAACUUGAUCGAUAUGUCAAAAACGUUUGGGACUGCAGUAGGCUGCAUCACUGGAGGAUACGUGUACGAAUGUAAUAAAAAAAUCUCUUGGAACGCUACGGUUGCAAGCUGUUGCCUCCUCAUGUGUAUCAUUUUGUCGACCAAAGUAGACAGCGAUGACUCGCAGAUGCCUAAACCAGAUACACACUUCCACCAAAUCCCCUACAUCUGCUUCCAAAAACUCAAGAAACUCAGAACUACGGAUUUCCACAGACACUCCUUCAGCAUCACACUUAAAACCCUCUACACUUUAACGUUCGCGCUCUUCUUGAUCCGUUGCGUCUACAUCUUGCUUAAUACGUACGGAAUAUCUGCGACGUUUUUAGGCUACGUUCAGGCCUACGACAACUUAAUAGUUUUCAUCUGUAGCUGCUUAGUCCCGUUUGUUCGAAGACAAGUCUCCAACGACAAAAUUCUCUUCAAGUAUAACGUGGUCAUCGGAGGCUGCUUGCUGAUUGGCUUGUUUUACGCCCCCACGUAUAAGUGCUACUUAAUCCUCCACAUGAUGCUAAUGUUUAGUUACGCUCUUGUAAACUCUUUGUUUGUUAGUGAUUUUCUAAAGUUGAAAACCGACCCAGAUGUAUGCGAAGCCGACAAGACUUUGACGGUUCUGGCUAAUAUUUUUGCGCCCAUUUUCGCUGGGUUUGUAGUGUAUUUAUAUGGGUCGAGUAUUCUGAAGUUGGUGAUUAUGAUACCAGUGAGUGCGUACUUGUAUAUAGUUACGCAGAGGGAUUUGAUGAUGAGGGAAGAAGAUACAUAA